CUAAAAAGAUACAUGCUUGGAGAAUGUUAACACCGUUGUAACAAACUUUUUGGCAACGCAAUUAAAGUGAAGUUGGCACGGUUAGCUAACGCGACUACACGGGAAGGAAAGUUUCUUCGGCAAAAAGGUGAAAACCAGCACUCACACUGUAAGAGGAGGACCACCAACCUAAACCUGGGGAGCCACUGGAGCCCCAGGGUGCUGGAAUGGAGCAACUCAUAGAGUCACUGGAAAGGAAGUUGCAGAGACCCAUACUGGCUAAGUCCCGUACUCUCCCCAGCAUUCCCCAGUCUCCUACAGUCUCCAGGGUCCAUCAGUCUGAUCUGAUUGGUGGGAGUCCUCCUCACAGAAAGAACCCACCCGCUGAAGACAGCCACCCAAAAGCCUGCACUUUGCCACCUGCAGGGGAGCUGUGGCGUUUGGAGGAUGACAUGGAGGGGGAAGACGAGCCUGAACGCGGUGGGUGCACCGAGGCACGCCCUCGCUCCCAGUCUCCCUUUUCCCAUUUCCGGGCGCGAGCUGCCUACCUCCGCAAGAGCGUCUCAGCAGAUGACCACCUGGACAUCGGCUCGGACUUCACCUCUGGUACUGCAGUUGAGGGAAAGCCAACCCGUGGCGGCAAGGGCAAGCUGAAGAGAAAGUUUAGUUUGGGUUCUGCUGACCGGAAGGAGAAUCAGCACAAGAAGUCAGAGUCGGGGAUCUCCAAAUUCACCCAUCGCCUGUCCCUCAAAGAGCGUGUGAACAAAGCGGAGAAGACUUCCACAGAAAGACCUUCAUCCUACAGGAGACGAUCUCUUAGCGUGGACUGGGCUGACUCCUCCAAGAUGACGCAGCCCAUGAGGGGGGACCAGGCCCACCAGCCGGUCCCAGCCCGCAAGACGGCCAGCCUGUCCUCGCCAAGCGCGGCUCGCCGCCUUUACCGCAACUUGUCUGGAAAGUUCCGUGUGGGCACCAACCCCCCUUCCCUGGAGGACGGCGUGGUGUCAGGACGAGGAGGAGACAAGGAGAGGCUGCGCAAAACCACCAUAUUCCAGAGUAAUGAAGCGUUGUUUGAGGCAGUGGAGCACCAGGAGUUGGACUUGGUACAGCUGCUUCUCUCCCAGUACAGUCUUGAGGAGCUUGACCACAACACCCCAAACAGCGAGGGCCUCCUGCCCCUCGAUAUCGCUAUCAUGACCAACAACGUGCCCAUGGCCAAGCUGCUACUGCGAGCUGGUGCCAAGGAGAGCCCCCACUUUGUGAGUCUGGAGGGCCGAUCGGUGCAUUUGGCCACCUUGGUGCAGGAGGCUGAGCAGCGGGUGUCCGAGCUUCAGGCCCAGGUUCAUAGCGAGGGUCCUGGUGAGCGGGAGGGAUCGGACCAGGAGAGGCAGCUGAAGGCCUGGGAGUGGAGGCUCCGGCUCUUCAGACGCAUGCAGACGGGCUUCGAGCAUGCUAACCCUCCAGAUGCUCCAAGUGUAGUUCGCCUGUCCGUCAGCAGCUGCACCAGCCUGAGGGUGGACUUCCAGGAACCUCUCUGUGUCAACUCUGCUGUGGUUACUAAGUACAAAGUGAGCUGGAGCACUUCUCCUUCAUUAAGUCCUUUGUUGGGUGAGAUGCUGGUGGAGGACACCACAGUGCUACAGUGCAACAUCACUGGACUCACGUCUGGGACAUAUUACUAUGUCCAGGUGUCAGCCUACAACAUGAAGGGCUGGGGGCCGCCGCUGGUUUCCACCCCUGCCUGUGCUGCACCUUCGAGUUGGAGGGAUAUCGAUGGCCGUGCUCCACGUCAGAGGGGCCAGAAGGAGGCUCUGGACCAGCUACUCGGGCAGAUAAAAGAAGCUCACCGCCACUGUGUCUGCCAUGAACAGUGCAAAGCUCCUCCACAAGGGAGGAAGCACUCAGUAUCUAAGAGCCUGCGCCACCUCUUCCAACCCACCAGCAAGUUUGUUAAAAGCUUGAAAAGAGGUCUUUAUUUGACAUCCAUCCUCUACAGAGAUGACAAUGUAUUGGUGACUCCAGAGGACCAGAUUCCUAUUGUGGAGGUUGAAGAUUCCUAUCCCAGCUCCCUCAUGCAGGACUUUCUCUGGUUUACCAAGGUAUCCUAUCUGUGGGAGGAGAUUCCCUGGCUGCAGCAGUGUCUCAGUCCUUCCCAGUCGUCCUGCUCCUGUACUCUGCAGACACGCCUCAAGAUGCUGCAGGCCGUCUCCCUGCUACAGGGGAUGCUGGGGACCCAGGACCUUGGACAGGUGUAUUUUGAGCCAAUCAAAGACAAGCAUGGUAACGCCCUGCUGGUGCUUCUGAAGGACAUGAAUGCCUGUCCCAACCUGGAUGGGGUUCGCUGGACGCAGCUUUGUAAACUGCAGCUCCAGCGCAAGUCCAUCUCAUCCCCUGAAGAGCCCACUGCCUUAGAUGUGCUUCUCAUCACGCUCCAUGAGAAGCUGGCGUAUCACAGGCGAAGCAGGAAGAUGUUGUCUCCUGGCUUAUACCUGGGAUACCUGAAGCUGUGUACAUCAGUGGAGCAGAUCAGAGUGCUGGUGCCCCAGAAACUCCCCAAUGUUCUCUGUCACACAAAAAUUCGGGACAACAGCAACGUGUCCAGAGAGGAGUGGCAGUGGCUGCAGGCCCUCAGCUCUCUCGACGAGUCAUUGGAAAUGGACCGCGAAGAACAGAGUGCUCCACAUCGCCUCCUCCAGGACCUGCGCAGCGCCAUCAAGGACCUGAUGGCACACAUCAAUGUCCCUGGCAAUCAGGCGCAGGACUUCCGUAUCUACAGCCAGGAAGUGGUGGAGUUUGGGGAGAAAGUGUCCUUCCUGCUCCUCCUGCCACCCUCAGAUGAAGUGUGCACAGCUCCCGGUCAGAAUAACCCGUACUCCCCUCGUUCUGGCUUCCUUACCCUGCCCCUGCAGAUCUUUGAACUGGGUAGGUAA
Molecule: messenger RNA, 2909 nt
Organism: Centropristis striata (black sea bass)
Lineage: Eukaryota; Metazoa; Chordata; Actinopteri; Perciformes; Serranidae
Gene: ankfn1b
Product: ankyrin-repeat and fibronectin type III domain-containing 1
Exons: 20
Coding region: 207-2909 (900 amino acids)
Biological process (GO): regulation of establishment of bipolar cell polarity; establishment of mitotic spindle orientation
Cellular component (GO): spindle
Molecular function (GO): protein binding
Source: RefSeq, a predicted model, not a curated record